CUGCCGGACCGGCAGAACCUUCUGGUUUAGCGUAGGCGGGAAGGAGAGCAAGCGAGCUCUUCGACAAUGGAAGCUUAGAAGCAGUCCAGUCAAAGAGAACCUGUCAUUCGUUGCAUUAAUCGACGAACCCGGCAAGUGUUUCUUCCUCCUCGUCGCAGUGCUCGUCUCUCACACGCUCGUACAUCACGUCGGGUACUUGGGGAUGGCUCGCAACAGAGAAAGUGUAGUUCUUGUUCUUGAUGUAGGUCCGACGAUGCACAAUAUUCUUCCUGACGUUGAAAAGCUCUGCACAACGCUUGUGCUGAAGAAGCUAAUGUAUGCUAAAUACGAUGAAGUCGGCAUUGUCCUGUUUGGCACAGAAGAAACCAAAAAUGACCUACAGAAGGAGGUGGGUGGAUAUCUGCAUGUUGUGGUUUUACAGGAUAUCAAAGUUGUAGAUGAUUUAAUAAUGGACACUUUGCGUGAACUUCCAAGAGGAACCCGGAAUGGAGAUUUCCUUGAUGCUAUUGUUAUCGGGAUGGAUAUGCUGAUAAAGAAAUUUGGACCUACAAACAAGGGAAAACAUCGCAUUUGUCUUAUAACCGACGCACAACAUCCAGUCAAGGAACCAGAUGAAGGCUCUAAGGCAGAUCAGGUUGAUACCAUCGGCCAAUUGAUGAAAAGUCAUGGAGUGAGAUUGGAUUGCAUAGUUGUAAGGGUUAAGUUGGCUGGGUUGAUUGAACAGAUGGCGGCAGAUGAGAAUAUUGAUUUACUGAAUCAAUUUUCAAAGAGUACGAUUUCUAAAAUCAUACAUGUUGAUGGGUCAAUAUCGUUGCUUGGGGCUCUUAGGACUCGAAACAUUUCCCCAGUUACUAUUUACAGAGGCGACCUUGAAUUAAGUUCGAGCAUGAAGAUCAAGGUUUGGGUUUACAAGAAAACAUCAGAGGAGAAAUUUCCUACAUUGAACAAAUAUUCUGACAAAGCACCAGGAAAUGAUAAAUUUGCCACUCAUGAACUCAAAAUUGAUUAUGAAUACAAAAACACGGAAGAUUUUGAUAGGAUUGUUCCCCCUGAACAAAGGAUAAAAGGCUAUCGAUAUGGACCUCAAAUUGUUCCUAUAUCCUCGGCUGAAUGGGAGGCAGUAAAGUUUACACCGGAAAAAAGUGUGAAGCUUCUUGGUUUUACUGAUGCUUCUAACAUUAUGCGGCAUUAUUACAUGAAGGAUGUAUAUGUAUUUAUUCCUGAACCGGGUAAUGUAAAAGCAAUCCUAGCAGUUUCUUCCCUGGCAAGAGCUAUGAAAGAAAUGAACAAGGUUGCAAUUAUGCGUUGUGUAUGGAGACAGGGACAAGGGAAUGUCAUAAUUGGAGUAUUGACACCUAAUAUCUCUUCUUCUGAUAAUAUUCCAGAUUCAUUUUACUUGAAUGUACUUCCUUUUGCCGAGGAUGUGAGAGAGUUUCAGUUUCCAUCAUUUAGUAAUCUACCUGCAUCACGCCUGCCAAAUGAACUACAACAGGAGUCAUCAGAUAACUUAGUCAAAAUGCUAGAUCUAGCCCCAGAUGGCCAGGAGUUACUGAAACCUGAAUUAACACCAAAUCCAGUACUACAGCGUUUCUAUCAGUCCCUUGAUUUAAGAUGGAAGCAUCCAGAUGCUCAGCUCCCCGAACUUGACGCAACCCUCAUGAGGAUGACUGGACCUGAUCCUAAUACUCUUUCUGCGCUGACGUCUGAAGUUGAUAGUUUCAGAAAGCAAAUUGAGCUGAAGGAUAAUCCAAAGAAAGGGCGGCCUAAGAAACUUGCAUUGCUAGAAAAACCAUCAGGCUCUAAUGAGGAAACUGCUGCUGUUGUUAAAGCAAUUGAUUAUCAAAGUGCCGCUCCUUCUGCAGUCAAGGUUGAAAAAAUUGGGCAUUCUAAUCCGCUUCAAGAUUUUGAAGCAAUGAUGGCACGCAGAGAUGGAUCAAAGUGGGUCGAAAAAGCAAUUAAAGAAAUGCAAUGCCAUAUUUAUGGCCUGUUGGAAAAUUCUUUUUUAGGAGAUAACUUCCUUAAUGCAGCUGAAUGUUUGAUGGCUCUUCGCAGCAGUUGCAUUCUGGAGCAGGAACCAAAGAAAUUCAAUGAAUUCCUGCAUUAUCUAUAUGAAAAUAAGAAGAAGUUGGAUCUCCAUGAGUUCUUUGAGCUACUUUCAUAAAAAAAUAUCACUUAUAUCACUAAAACUGAAGCCGCAGACAGUGAUGUGAAUAUGGAGGAGGCCAAAAUUUUGCCCAUAAAGAAUGAGAUAAUUUCCCAGGACUAAGUCUUAUGUGUUGGCUACUUAUCACUUGGGGUUACUGCUAUAUUAUUGGAAGGGACUACACUGGGGAUUCUUGUAAUUAGGCGGUCCUGCAGUUGACAAAUUUUGAGUUUUGAUAUGUGAAUUUUAUUCUGUUCAUGGCAUAUUAACCAUUCGCUUA
This is a messenger RNA of Phalaenopsis equestris, 2423 nucleotides long. Its product is annotated as ATP-dependent DNA helicase 2 subunit KU80. The transcript is spliced from 12 exons. Gene Ontology annotation, biological process: double-strand break repair via nonhomologous end joining; cellular response to X-ray; telomere maintenance. Gene Ontology annotation, cellular component: nucleus; Ku70:Ku80 complex. Bases 203 to 2161 code for a protein of 652 amino acids. Gene Ontology annotation, molecular function: telomeric repeat DNA binding; damaged DNA binding; DNA helicase activity. Lineage: Eukaryota; Viridiplantae; Streptophyta; Magnoliopsida; Asparagales; Orchidaceae. The record is from RefSeq and is a predicted model, not a curated record.